AUGACUACCGAAGAAUACCGUCCUGAAAAGAAACAGGCUUCAGAAUCAAUCAUCAGUAUAGAUGAUGACAAAGCAACUACUGCUCAUAUUUCAAAUGUUGAUAGUAGAGCAGAAGUUGAUGAUUAUAUCAACAAAUUCUUGGACAUGUCCAAUACUGCUAGAGCUGAAGAUGAAAGAGAUAAAACUAUGCCUCUUAAAGAAUGUCUUAAAACUUUCCCAAAAGCUUGUUUCUGGUCUAUUGCUAUUUCCACUGCUAUUAUUAUGGAAGGUUACGAUACCAACUUGCUUGCUUCCUUUUAUGCUUAUCAAGGUUUUGCUAAGAAAUUCGGUAAAUAUUACCCAGAUCUUGGUGAAUACCAAAUCCCAGCUAAAGACCAACUUGGUUUGUCUAUGUGUUACCAAACCGGUGGUUUGAUUGGUGUCUAUAUUGGUGGUACUUUUGUCGAUGUCUGGGGUUAUCGUCCAGUUCUUAUUCCUGCUUUGAUUAGUUCUAUUGGUUUGAUUUUCAUGCAAUUUUUUGCUCCAAACAUUAGUGUCUUGAUGGCUGCUUAUGUUUUAUUGGGUAUUAACUGGGGUAGUUAUCAAACCACUUGUGUUUCUUAUGCUAUGGAUGUUGCUCCAACUACUUUGAGACUUUAUCUUACUACUUACAUUAACUGUUGCUGGGUCUUUGGUCAGUUAAUUUCUUCUGGUGUUAUUAAAGCCAUCCUGAAUCUGACGGAUCCACAUGCUUAUAGAAUUGCUUUUGCUAUUCAAUGGGCUUGGCCAUUACCAAUUGCUCUUCUUGUUUUCCUUGCCCCUGAGUCUCCAUAUUUCUUGGUUAGAAAGAAUAGAUUGACUCAAGCGAAACGUGCCAUUAGUCGUUUGUUGUCUGAAAACAAAUACAUCCCAGACAAAAAUUUGAUUGCUGAAAGUAUGUUGACUAAGAUUCAAAUGACCAUCAAAGAAGAAGAUGCUGAAUCUGAAGGUUCAUCUAUUCUUGAAUGUUUCAAAGGUACAAAUCUUAGAAGAACUAGAAUUGCUGCUUUCACUUGGUUGAUUCAAAAUAUUACUGGUUCAAGUUUGAUGGGUUACUCUACGUAUUUCUACCAACAAGCUGGUGUUGCCGUUUCCAUGUCAUUCACCUUUUCUAUCAUUCAAUACUGUUUGGGUAUCGCUGGUACUCUUGGUUCUUGGUUCUUGUCUCAAAGAGUAGGUCGUUUCCCAAUCUACUUUUACGGUUUAUGUGCUAUGACUGUUCUUUUAUUCCUUACUGGUGGUUUAGGCUGUGCUAAAUCCAAAUCUGCAUCCAUGGCAACUGGUAGUAUGCUUUUGAUUUACACUUUUGUGUACGAUUUAACCAUCGGUCCAAUGUGUUAUUGUAUUGUUGGUGAAAUUCCAUCUUCUAAAUUAAGAGCUAAAACUGUCAUGUUGGCAAGAAAUUUGUAUAACGUUGCUGGUAUCAUCGUUGCUAUUGUUACUCCUUAUAUGUUGAAUCCUACUGAAUGGAACUGGAAAGCUAAAUCCGCUUUCUUGUGGGCAGGUAUUGCCAUUGCUUCAGCUACUUGGGUUUAUUUUGAAUUACCAGAAACGAGAGGUAGAACAUUUGCUGAAUUGGAUAAAUUAUUUGCAGAAGGUGUUCCAUCUAGAAAAUUCAAAACUACUUUCCCAAAGACUUUUGAUGCUGGUGAAUUAAUGGAAAAAAUGGGUAAUGAAGGUGUUAAAGCCGUUGUUAACGACACUGAACAUGUUGAACAUGUUGAUGUUGAAUCAAGAGCUUAA
Candida tropicalis MYA-3404 is the source of this 1761-nucleotide messenger RNA. RefSeq lists its product as uncharacterized. The transcript has a single exon. Lineage: Eukaryota; Fungi; Ascomycota; Pichiomycetes; Serinales; Debaryomycetaceae. Bases 1 to 1761 code for a protein of 586 amino acids. Gene Ontology annotation, biological process: carbohydrate transport; transmembrane transport. Gene Ontology annotation, molecular function: carbohydrate:proton symporter activity. Gene Ontology annotation, cellular component: membrane. The record is from RefSeq and is a predicted model, not a curated record.